This is a messenger RNA of Diabrotica virgifera virgifera (western corn rootworm), 869 nucleotides long. Its product is annotated as armadillo repeat-containing protein 1-like. Bases 1 to 762 code for a protein of 253 amino acids. The transcript has 5 exons. The record is from RefSeq and is a predicted model, not a curated record. NCBI's taxonomy places the organism in Eukaryota, Metazoa, Arthropoda, Insecta, Coleoptera, Chrysomelidae.
AUGACAACAAUUGAUAUUUUAAAGUCUUAUAAAAUACAAAGCGAAAAUAAUAAUGAGCAAUUGGAUUCAAAAGGCAAGCAAGACAUUUUACACGUAGCAACAUUAUUAGAAAGUGAAAAUUUAAAAAUAUUAAGCUUAUGUUUAGAUAUUUUAGAAAAUUAUGCUGCAAAUAAAUCAACACACUCGUUUCUAUUGACGACUUUGGGUAUUUACGAGGCCAUAGAAACAUUGUCGAUAAGGGUAAAAGACAGUAACAAAAAAAUUUAUCAAAAAGUGUUGAAAAUUACCAAUAAACUCAGAAAUGCUGCUCAUUUGGCUAAUAAUAAUAGCAAUAGGUGUAAUAAAUCACGUAACAAAAAUAAGCUUUAUGUUUUACAUUUCGAAGUUAUGGACCGGGACAUUCUGAUUUGUCUGGAGGAACUAUUGCUUAAAAUAAAGGGAGUAAUUUCUUUCAUUGUAAAUAUUGACAUGAAAAGAUGUACGAUAAGAAUAUCUGCGAAGGUAGAAAUUAAAGACAUUGUUAAUACAAUUCAUGAAAAGGCUGGUUUGAUGUGUUUGAUUGUAGUAAAGAAUACAGUGACAAGUUCAGAAGAAUAUAUGGACAUUUUUAAAAAUAAAUCUGAAAGUUAUUAUCAGUAUGAGGAAGAUGAGGUUUUGGAAGAAGAUUGGGCGAUAACAAAGAAUACAAAGCCUCCAUCGGAAGAUGGAAAUAGUUUUCUAACAAAACUAAUACAUUAUUGGAAUGAAUCAUUGUAUUGGUAACAAAAUAUUGUUAAUACAAAGUUUUUGUUUAUAUUACUUAGAUUUUAUUUGUCGAUUUUAAAGUAAUAAUUAUAUUAUAUUGUCUUUUUUGAACGAUUUAUGUAUUU